This is a messenger RNA of Brassica napus (rape), 9438 nucleotides long. RefSeq names its product protein RALF-like 19. Bases 4111 to 4440 code for a protein of 109 amino acids. The transcript has a single exon. The record is from RefSeq and is a predicted model, not a curated record. NCBI's taxonomy places the organism in Eukaryota, Viridiplantae, Streptophyta, Magnoliopsida, Brassicales, Brassicaceae.
AUGACUUCAAUACACUACAAUAAGUCAUAAGAAUAAUAUGCCACUAAAAAUAAUAGCAGAAACCCUUUUAAUCUAAUGGUUUUAUUAAAAUUUCAUUAAUGCUUUUAUAAAAGGAAGUUUGGAUUACAAAUCUCACAAAAGAUGAAUUAUGCAAAUUAAAAGAGUAAAAACUAACAUGAGAUUUUAGCAUGUUGAAUAUCAUAGAAUGACUGACAUAGUCAUACGUGGAUCUUUAUAAGACAUGUAAAACAUUGUCGGUGGUAAAACCAUCUUUGUAAUAUAGUUUAUAAUAUCAUAAUUAACUAGUGUUUAAAAAAAAUUAGUUUAACUGACUUUGAAAUUUCAAAUAUGAAGCAUUUUAAUGUUGUUCUUUUCUUAUUAUUAACGUGGAAAUAUUAUGGGCCUGUGAAAGGGCUUAAUUUAAUCUUCCAAUGGGAGAAUACCCUAUUUCUAGAUAUUCAAAUGAGGUUUAAAGUAUGGUCUCAUAUCCAAAUGGUCACACAUAUUCAAUAUCGUGAGGCUGCUUCGAAUCCGGAUUACUUAGCUUCCAAAAAUCUGCCUACCAUUACAACAUCCUGGUGUGGUUAACCUCGUUCUGUUGCAACAUAUCUAAGAGAUAUCACUAUCUUAUGAAUCCUCUCUACCAAUUUUGGUUUUUCAUUAUGUCUCCGGCAAUGUAAACCGUUAUUAUAGUCAAAAAAAAGAAAAGAAAAUGUAAACCGCUAGGCAGACAAGCUUGCAAUAUUAGCUAGACAACCAUGAACUCUCUAUUUGUCUUAUGUUUAUCUUGGAAUGUUUAGUUUGUUUGAUCAAACUUAGUUAAUUAAAAUUUCGCAAAACUUAGGUUGUGUCAUUGUAUAAUGUAUAGUAUGAUGUAUAUAUGUAUAUAUAUGUAUGUAUCUGUAUGUGUAUUCACUUGCUAUAUCAAAUAUGUAUAUAUGUAAGUACACAUAAUUUUAUUGUAGAACACGUUUAAGAAGUAAAAAAGGAUUUGGCAGAGUUCAUAUAUGUAAAGGGAUUAAGGGAAUAUAGCCGAAGAGAGAUUAACAUAAACCAAGAAGUGGAUACAACAUUAGUUAUACCUUAAUGAUCUUGCCACAUUAACAAAAACAUUCAUCACUUGACACAGAAGAAACAGAAAACUGAAACCAAUAAGAUCAGUCAAAUAGAAGCACGAGCAACAAGGUAGCUGAAAAAAACUUCAUCUUGGUACAGCUAGAAUUGGACGAUCACUACAUUGAUGUCUGCCUUCUAUACUUGAUCAAAAGCAGUUGAUAUUAUUCUUCUAAUUUCAGCUUCUUUGUGGGGUUUCCUUUAUUCGUUUCUUCUUUUUGGACACUUUCCAAAUUAAGUUGAUUCCCCCUACAUGAGAAGAUGCAUCUGCCUCUUGUGCAAAAUCAUAUUAGUGUAAAUGUAUAAUAACCAUUGUCCGCGCCAGGAUCAGGGUCCGAGCUGUAAAUCUAUCCGCUUGAAAUUAAAGGAAAACUAGGUGGUUGCCCGCGAAUUCGCGGAUAUAAAUAUUGUAUGAAUAUAUAUAUAUUAUGUAUGCAAUGUCAUAAAUUUUGAAUAAUAAUUAGAAGAACUAACACAAUAAUUUUUACCUUCAGGUAUUUUGAAAAUCAGUCGUAAAAUUUCCAUAUAUUUGAUAAAAAUAUCAGAUGAAUAUUUAAUAAUAACAAAUGCUUGUAGAAUUAUAUAUGUAAUUAUCACAUUAACUUCUCCAACACAUAUUAUGCAUCUUCUUUAGGCUCUUCAUGUUUUUCUCGUCAUCAUUUCAUUUUUUUAUUAAAUUUUUGCUAAUAUUUUCCUAAUGUUUUACAUAUUUUUGCCAAAUAUUUAUUUAUCUCUCUAAAUAAUAAUACAAAACAUACAAUCAAUGAACCAAAAAUCUAUUUUUCAUGAAUAAUUAUAAAAAAUAAUUGAUUAUACAUGACAUUUUACUAUAUUUAUCAGUGAAAUAUAGUAAAAUAAAUAUUGCAUAAUUUAGAUAUUAUACUUGUUUGACCAAAAUUUGAGAUAGUAUGCUAAUAAUUUUUAUAUGUGAAUAUAUUUACUUGUCGACAAAAAAAGUAAACAUAUUUAGCUGAUUACUUAUUUUAUUUUACCAAAUUCAAAAUGGUCUCAGGCCUGUCCAGACAUGCUUAUAUAUGCUACGCAUAUGAUAUUUAUUACAUAAAAUACUGUUCAAAAUAGUCACUUAAAGGUUGUAUAAAUUUGAUAUUUAAGAAAUUUUCAAGCAUAAAAUGUUUUUUAAGAUUUAUUGAUGUUUAAAGAGAAAAAAAUAAUUUAUUGGCAAAGUUUUGUUUAAUGCUCCUUUGAAUGGUUAAAAGGUUUUGCAUCUGACCUAUUUAUCAAAACGUGAGCGGUAUGUGGGUUGAGAGUCUCCCUUAUCUUCCAUUCUUCUUUAGUUGUGUCGAGUUUAAUCUAGAAUUUCUUGUUUUGUUUCUUCAAUCUAAGCAGAGAAUCUACUUGUAAUUAAGUUUGAUUUUUCUGACAAUCAUACCUCUUCAUUUCACUUUUAUUAGUCUGCUUAUUGACCUUCGUUUUUAGUCGAGAGCUUUGGUCAGAGGAAGAAAGUCAUGGCCGUGUGAAGAUGUGGUAACAUCGGUUCUUCUGCAAAACAAAACAAAAAAGAUUCAAAACUGCACAACAUCAAAUAAUUAAAUGCUGAGACAUAACUUUAAUGCUAAAUCAUUUGCUAAAUAACCGUAAUACGAACUCGUAUGCACCACCUACCAAUGUAUACUGGUGAAUUUCUGUAAGCCAUCUGUAAAGUUUGCUUUAUCUUUUGCAGAAUUAUUUUGUACACAAUUUUGAUCGUUUUCCUAACUUCAAAAACCAUUAGAAUGAAGGAUAGUCUUUAUCAAGAGAAGAAAAAAGAAAAGAAGAUAUGAUGUCGUCGCUUCCAAAUCAAAAGAAUAGGAGAGAUGAAAACAUCUCUGUUACUUCGUGGAAGAAGUAAACAACUUGAAGUAAUUUUAUAAGUAAUUUUUUGUGGAAGUUAUUCAUUUAAAAUUGAUGUAAUGGAGGAGCUGGUGGUGAUAUGGCUACCCCUGUACGUAACGGUUGAGGCUGGUAGAAUAAGUUUGCUUUUUCUUUUCUGAAGUGAGAAAUAUAGUGUUUGUUUCAAUUGUUUUUUUCUUUUCAGUAUUUUAUAAAUAUAGUAAAAUGUCAUGUAUAAUCAAUUACAUUCUAUUUUUCAUUUUAAUCUCCGAUUUUUUGAUAACUCGCUAGGCCCGAGACUGCCGCCCGACUAGCGCCUAGCGUAGUUCGGAACAGGGCAUUUAGCUAUGGGUAAAGUCUGGUCGAUCGUAUCCAAAACUAAAAAAAAUCAUCACUGGUUUAACAACUUGUAAAAAACUUGUCACAGCAUAUACGUCGUACUACCUUUAGCAAACUUGUGAAUUUACAUUUUCACAAAUACCUGUAGCUUUUGAAGACUCUUACAUUAAAAUAUAAUUGUUUUGUAACGAAAAACUCUAGUUGAGUUCUUGAUCCGGUUGGUUUAGAAUGGCUACUGCAGAAAUACAUAAUCACGCUUGUGAUAUUGACAUUUGUUUGUAGUUUAAAUAUUUGGAGUUUGUAUUCUUUUUAACAACUAUUGUAUUUGAACAUCUGUUUGAUGGUGGGUUUCUUUGUCACUAAUAUAGACUAUCCCGAGUUUGAACUCGUUGAUAACGCAGAGAAAGUAUUCGUACUAUGUAAUGGACUACGUACAUGUACUGAUCCACCUAUUUGUAGGUACGAACAUACAUGUGCAAAAAAGACAUAGAUGCAUGCAGCAUGCUGGAAGUAUCUCCUCAAUUAACUCUCGGGCUUCCAACCUAAUUCGAGCAUUUUAAUUAAUUAAUCUCUCCCUACAAGAGGAGUGCCACAUAUAAAAAUUAAUAAAGUUAAACUAAGAAUCAAUCAACAGAAAUAAUUAACAACCACAAAAAUAAAAACCAUAACAUAGCACUAUCUGCUUCCCCUUUUUCAUCGUCAUAACAAACAUCCCUCAUGACAUCUUUUCCAAUACCACUUCUAUUUUCUCUCUCCUUUCACAAGGAAGGGCGUAUAUAAGAAUUCUAUUAACCAUCUAAUCAUCAAACAACACACAAAGAAAACCAAAUGGAUAUCAAGUUCUUGUUGAUCCUUGUCCUCUUGACCCUAGCCGUAGUCGCCGAAUCUGCCAAUGCCACAUGUCUUUUGACCAAAUCUUGUGCCAAUGGCCAAGGUUGCAUUGGAGACGAUGAUGUGCUCGAGUCCUUGAUGGAUUCUGAGACCAACCGGCGGCAACUAGCCGCAAGGCGCAGGUACAUUAGUUACGAAGCAAUUAAGAAGAACAAAUUGUGCAACCAUCGUGGCCAGUCUUACUACGAUUGCGAGAAGAGGAAAAGGGUUAAUCCGUACUGGCGUGGCUGCAGCGCCAUCACACAUUGCUAUAGGUACGCUUCUUAAUUUGAAGAAAUAUAUAUAUACCAACAACAUGAUCAGAGAAGCGAGAGGGCAAAUGAUGCAAACAGAAAAAAAGAACACCAGUUUUUACUCUUGAUAUUCCUCCUUUUCUAUUAGUUUUCUUUAAUUUUCUUUUAAUGCAUACAACGUCUACUUCAUAUGUUGUUCUUUUAUAUUUAUAGAUAAAUUAAUUGUACGUCUUUCGUUUGUCUAUAAUUAAGUAAUUAAAUGAUGUUUCUAUACCCUGCGGUUUAUGAAUCUGAUUCGAGCCAACUCAUUAAAACCGCAAAGUCUGAUUCAGAACAAUCAUGUGAAACAGGGAUGCUGAUUUGUUGGCAAAACAGGCUUUGAGCCUUGUAGCAGUUGACAUGGUUCCAUAACUCUUUUAUGAUUGAGCUAAGUUGAGUUCCAAAAAAAACACCUUGUGGUUUAUGCUAAAUUAAAACUUGUGUGUAGCAUAAAGUACGAAGUGUGAAGUUUAAAAAAAUUGGAAUUGUAAUUGAUGAUGACGUUUGCAUUUUAUCUUCAAACUAGUUUACCUCUCGUGCUUCGCACGAAUCAAUUAAUUCAUUGUCAUCCAAAUUAGUGAUUAUAAAAUUGUAAUGUUUAUCAAAAUAGAUUAUUAUUUUAUCACAUAUUUUCUAAUCAUAGAUAACACAUACAAUUAAAUACAUAGUACAAAAGUAUAAAUUUUAUAGAACGGGUUUAAUCUAUAAAUGUAUGUAAAAUGUGAUUAAAUCUCUUAAUUGAAUAUUUUCAUGCACACAUGUUUUCAUAUUUUAAUUAUAUAUUUGCAGAGAUUUUUAUACGAUUAGUAAAGUUAACAAAACUUUAAAUAAAUACUUAGUAAAAAGGAAUCAACCGCAUUCUCAUUUUUCUAAUUCUCUUAUAAUAUUUUUAUCACCUUUUGUUUGACAAAAGCUUUUUCAAAAAAGUAUGUUUCACAAAAGCUUGAAUUCUAUAUCCUUCCCACAUAAAACUGUAUACAAAGCUGUGUUACAGUUUUAGAUAUCAUAUUUAAAAGUGUAAUUGCGUUAACUUUUUUACCCAAGAAUAUAGCUUUUAACAAUUGAGAUUAACUUCAUAUCUAUGAUAGUAGUACUCUCUGAAACAAAACCCGGAUUUCCCAUUAUGUUGUGAAAAUAAAGUUACAAAAUAAAGGCAUAAUCUGAUAAAAUCUUCAACUUUACUUAUGCAGAAGGAAUGAUAUAGAAAUAUUUUCAGCAAAAAAAAAGAAUGUAUUAGAACAAUGAUCUCUGCCAUACAUAAAACUAAAAGAAGACAGAAGAUGGAAUGAUAAAGAAGAAGAGGAGAGUAAAGUUAUUGAAAAUUAAAAAUUGACUAAAUGAUAUAUAGGAGAUGAAAUCGUUGAUAUCGUGAUGAACUGAUGAUGAUAGUUACAGGAAAAAGGGAUUUAAUUUUUGCAGUAACAAUCAAAUGAAGCUAUAGUAUGUUUCUUGAGACUUUCUUCGUUGUUAGCAAUUUCUCUUCUAGAAACAUUUUAUGUUACCUCAAUUUGUGGUCGAUGAUUCAUCUUUUUCACAUAUGUUUCCAGUUUUCCCCAUCUAUAGCAUGUACGUAACAGAAUUUUUAAAAAUAUAAUCGACAAAAACAGAUAGGAAAUUAAUCUACAAGAGAAAAAGUGGAAUUGAUUACAUAGAUUUUCCAUCACUAUAAAUCUAUAAUAGUAAUAAUGAAUCACUUACCCUCUUGAUAACAUGAUAUGGCUCCUGGUUUUGUUACUUCAGUAACGAACUAAAAGCUUUUUUUUUGGUAAUAUAUAUAAAACUAAGAGAAGAAAACCAGUACAUUUGUAAAUUAUAUAGGAAGAAAGGAAAACAGUUUGGUAACAGAAAAAAAACGUGGGAUGAAAAAAUUUAGGAAUGGAAGUUAAGAAUUCAGAUUGCAUAAAAAUAGGAGGAGAUAGAAAAAAAAAUUUUGAUGGCUUUUAUUUUUGUAAAACUUUGCCAAGUGUUAGAUUAUGAUUGGAUAGGUGACUUGUGUUUUAUUAUACAAAGGAUACAAGUCAACAUUUUAUUUACACGACCUUUAAUACCAUAAUCCGAUACCAAUUAAUGUCAUCAGCAAUAAUAUCAAGUUCUGAUCAAUUCGUAUCUAUAAUCUGGGACGUAAACCAAAAUUUCAGUUAUAAAAAGAAAGAUAUGUGCAUGGUAAACCUGAUACAUGGUUUCCACUAUUGGUGAAUUCGGUUCUUGUAGCAUAUGCUUUUGUGCUGUAUCAAAUAUUUCUGAACGAUGGAAUGGCCCCGUUAGAUGUCCCCAUAGUUAACAUGCAAUAAUAGAUCUCUCCCAAAGAAUCUAGAAACUGAAGUGAGGAAAAAAAAAUAGGGUAUAUAUACGAAUUUGAGUUUUCUAGGUGAACUAUAUAUAUAUAUUUACCAAUUUGUUUGAGGUUUCCUUCUUGAUAUAAUUUUUCCGAUACAUGAUUUUUGGUAACAUUAAAUAAGUAUUUCUACAUCAUAAAAGUAUUCAAAGAUAAGUACUAUCCAAAACGUGGGUAAAUCUUCAAUAUAGUUGUAUACUCUUAACUUGCAAUUUUGUCUCUUACUCAAGAUAAUUACAUAAGUGAAAAUUUUAAACAACCUGAAAUUUAAAAAAAAUAAAUAUAAUUAGAAGAAAAAAAUAUGAUUUUAAUUUUAAUUUUUAAAACCGUAUUUUUAAAUAAUUUAGAUGAAUAUGGAAAAUUGCUAUGACUUCUUAUUAAAAUCAUGAGAUUUUAUUAAAACAUAAUUUUUUGUUAUUGUAUAUUUUAAUUACAAUUUACCAAAAACUUUAUAUAAAAUUCACUCUUUAAAAUAAUUUAAGAAUAAUAAAUGUAAAGUAUAUUUUCAAACCAAUAUUUCAAUAUAUAACAUGCAAUAUUCAUUUAUAUUCUUAUGGUUGGAAAUGAAUUUCCCAUCUUCAAGAAUUGCCCAAUCAAUUCUGUGACACGUGGAUAAUUUUGUUGGAAGAUUCAUGUUUAAGUCUUCAAGCAUAUACUCCAUGAACUACCUCGUAAUAACGUGACCCAGGGUAAACUCAUCAAUCAAAGCUUGUAGAAAUUGUAUCCUUUUAAAUCCUACAAAAGGGUUAAAUCAGUGAGAAGAAAAAACAAAAAGAAAAGCAAACCCAUAAGGAAGCUGGUUAAUAAGAAGAAAUGAGCCAGCACUCAACACAGAAGUCAACAAGAGAAAUCAAUACUUUAAGCUUAGUGGUUUUAGUACUAGAAUUAGUCAUUGAGCUAAUAGUAGAGUUAGGCCCAAGAGUGGUUGUAUCUAAAUAACUUGGCUGGGUAAGAAAUUGUUAGUUAGACCACAGUAUUAAAAGUUGUUAAUGUGAAAAGGUUAAUUGGUUAACAUUACUUGUAAAAAUAGACGAGUACCUAGAUGUAUGAAGUAGGAGAAGGUUUUUAAGCUAGAAGUAUUGUAUAUAGUAAAUAGAGAAAUCUAUUAUAUGUAGAUUUGUGUGUAAUGUAUCCAAAUUAUCAAUGUAGACAAUUAGUUUUUUUCACUUCUCUCUUUUAAAGUCAUUUAUGCUUUGUACCUAAGACCAAGAAUCAAGCAAAGCUUAGAGAGAAAGGUGGAGUAACUUCUUUUCAAAAAGGGGGUAACUUUUUUCUUUGUUUUUUUUUUGGAACACAACUUUCGUUAAUACUUAAACAAUCGGACUACACUUUGAAGAAGAGAUAAUCCUAGCUCUACGAGCAUUACAAUAAGACAAUACAACAUAAAAGAUAGAUAUAGAGAAACCUCUAGGAUAAAAAGACAGCGAAUUCUGAGUAAAACUCGAAUGAGUCAAAACAAGGUUCACGUCAAAGCCGGAAUAGAACAUAGUCACACUGAAUCGUGACGUUAAAAGCAGCCAAUUCACACCUCGGAAUAUCGCCGAAACGAAAUCCGUUGUAUCUUCAGACCCCGUACGGAUCGCUCCACAAGAUAACAAAACGGUUAGGAACUUGGACAACUUCAACUGCUUCAAAGCAGGAAAGGCGGCACUUCUUUGUUUAUGUUUAAAUAAAUAGAGAGAAACGUAGAAAACAAGAAAGAACAAGAGAACGAACUGAAAAGAAUGAGAUAAAGAGAAAUAACAGAAACCUAGCUGUGCCAACAUUAAAGAUCAACAAAUUCCCUAUAGGGAACCUCCAUGCACUUAACGCUCCCACCUUUGAUUCUGAAGACUAAAGGCGCCUGCCGUGUUUAGACCCAUACGCUACAAAAGCGCGUAAACCCAAAAUACCCCACAAUGCAGAGGAGACUAGAGUCAUUGACUUGUUGAUUAGGACAUGACACUUGCCGUAAAAGGUCAUUUACUAAGAGACCCACCACAGUCAAUCAAUCCAAAAUCUGAACCGAGCAAUGUUAAGUUUUCAUAGGCAUGUUUUCUUAAAUCCACUUCCUAGCAUAUCCAUAUCAUAUCAACUGGAAAAGUAAAACCCGAGUAAAAAGUGAGAAUUUUAAAACCUUUUCCUUGUAGCGGUAUAUUCAAAUUCAAGUAGUAUCCCCACUCUUUUUGAGUUUACUCCUUUCCGCCACUCCUUUUUCCUUUCUCAAUUUGUCUACUCCUUGUCAAAAACCUUUUAAGUUAACAUGCAAGUUAAAGCUUGCUUUUUUUGAAAAAUCAUGCAAGUUUACGACCAAAUUAUUAUUUUUUGGUAAUGUGAAUUUUAUAUCAAAAAGAACUUUCUUACAUCAGUUUGGUUAAUCUCUAUAAGAGCUUGAUUGGUAGAACAUUAGCAUUAGCAUUAUACUCUACAUUAUCCAAUCAAUAAUUGUUAGAAAAACAUUUAUAGAAACAUUUACUAAUUGCUAAUGCUCUCCAAAUGCUCUCUGGCCAAUGCUCUCAUAUGAAGCUUUUAGAAGAGCAUUUACAUUUAUAAUUUAUAAAAUUAAGGAAAAUCUAUAAUUAAUUCAUUUAUUUUAUUUAAUAAUAUCAUAAAAUUAUUUUUAUAUCUAGAAAAUAAAAUUUUUAUUUCUAAAAUUAAUUUACAAUAUUUUUUUUUAAA